Molecule: messenger RNA, 2674 nt
Organism: Anopheles stephensi (Asian malaria mosquito)
Lineage: Eukaryota; Metazoa; Arthropoda; Insecta; Diptera; Culicidae
Exons: 11
Coding region: 520-2259 (579 amino acids)
Biological process (GO): transmembrane transport
Molecular function (GO): transmembrane transporter activity
Source: RefSeq, a predicted model, not a curated record
CGCGCCACGCGCCACCGGGGCAGAACGGGGUAGACGUAGCACGUUUGUUUUGCUGCUCGACGGAAACCAUCCGGUGGGCACAUGUUUCGGGAACCGUCCAGCACAACUGUCCGGACAAAGCUCGUCGUCGCCAAACCGUUAUCACCGCCAACCGGGCCUGCUAACGACCGAACGAGCGUCAGGCGCGGAUAAAAAUAUCAGCCCUGCGUUGGUAAAACAUUGCUGCACCGUGACCGUGUGGGAUUAGCUGUAGAUAACGGGCAUGCUUCGUUAGAGCAAAGUGAGCCACAAUUGGCGCAGCAUCUUCCAGCAUCCAGUAAUCAUCCGGAAAGUGUUGAACGCGCACGGUGUACCGACCGUGAACGAUGAGCAGCGGUUCGUUUGUGUCGGCGAUAUCGCCUUCAUCAGCAACCAGCAACCAGACGGCCUAAGGUGUUGUGCGUGCGGGGCUUGAACAGUUUCAAAUUACGCUUCAGUGUCAAUCGAAACGGAACGAGUACGGAACAUCAACAUCAAACGAUGGAAUCAACGAAGGAUAAGCACUCGAAAGUGAUAGAAAUCAAUGUACCGCCCGGUGGUACUGUCGGCGAUGGAGUGAAUGCACCGGCGGACUUCGAGACGGCCAUCGCCACCACUGGUUACGGUCGUUUCAACUACCUGCUGCUGCUGGUAGCGAUGCCCUGCUGCAUGACGACCGUAUUCGAGACGACCACCAUGUCCUACGUGCUGCCGAGCGCCGAGUGUGACCUGAACCUUUCCCUCGCUGACAAGGGCAUGCUGAAUGCCAUCACCUACACCGGAAUGAUAACAUCCGCCUUCCUCUGGGGCUUCCUGUCCGAUACGUACGGCCGGAAGCGGUUGCUGGUAGUGGGCUACCUUCUGGACAGCACCUUCAACGUUCUCUGCGCCCUCAGCCAGAACAUGGUGGCCAUAAUGGUUUUCAAAUUUAUGGGUGGCUUUGUCAUCUGUGGCCCGUUUGCCGUGCUGAUGGCGUAUCUGUCCGAGUUCCACAGCCUGCAGCAUCGAUCCCGCGUGAUGAUAGUGCUGGGAGUGUUUUACAGCGCUGCCAACAUGCUGCUGCCCGCAAUGGCCUGGCUUAUCAUUCCACAGCCCUGGAAUCUGGUCUUUGGCGACGGUGUGCUCGAACUACAUUCGUGGCAGAUUUUCCUGGCCGUAAGUUGCCUGCCGGGUGUGCUGAGCGGUAUCAUCGUGAUGUUCCUUCCCGAGAGCCCCAAGUUUCUCAUGUCCAAGGGCCAGAACGAGCGAGCGAUGGCCAUUUUCCGGCGCUUGUACGCUAUCAACACCCGGAGCCAGCAGGAGUUUCCGAUCCGAGAGCUGGUGGAUGAGCUACGGCAGGGGUCGAGCAGCGAACCGACGUCCGGUAAACAACCAUCAUCCGACAAAGCCACCCAUCCAGCGCCAAGCGGUGUGGGUGAAGGGUUCCGCCAGCUAGGGAUAAUGUUCCGGAAGCCACAUCUGAAGAAUGCCUGCCUGGCGUACGGUAUCCAGUUCGGUAUACUGCUCGGGUUAAACACAUUCCGACUCUGGGUGCCACAACUUUUCACGAUCAUCGAGGAGUUUGAGCACGAGCAGCAUCUACUGCCCGCGGAUGGAACGAUGGCACCGGCGUACGGUGCCUCCAUGGCCGCCGGUCAGGCAACGCUCUGCGAAAUGCUAGCCUAUAAGGUCAACAAAACCGAACAGCAACAUCAACAGUGGCUAGAGUAUGAAGUGUCUCGAGCGCUGCACGGUCCCGAUCCGGUCGCAAUGGAGCCGCUGGACGAUGUUCUCCAGUGUACAGCGACAACCGAGGGCCGGGUCUAUCUGUACUCAUUAAUCAUUGGAUGCGUCGGCAUUGGAGCGUACGCGGUUACGACCGUCAUGAUUAAUUCCAUCGGCAACCGGAACAUACUCACGUACGGUUUGCUGCUGGCCGGAUCCUGCGGUACCGCCCUGUACUGGGCACGAAGCUCACUCGUGACGCUGAUCCUAUCGUCGUGCUACAUCACCAUCUGCAGCAUAGCAUCGACGGCCCUGGUCGGUGCCGUUGUCUCCAUGUUUCCCACAUCGAUGAGGACAAUGGUGGUCUCGCUAACGAUGAUGUUUGGCCGGACCGGUUCCAUCAUCGGCAAUGUUGUGUUUCCCUAUCUGAUGGAGCUCGGGUGUUUGCCACCGUUUGUCAUGAUCGGUGCGAUUGUGAUAGCUGUUGCCAUGGUUUCGCGAUUGCUGCCACGCACGGUGAAAAAACCGCUCCAAUAAUUAAACCCUGGCCCGGAACGAGCGAAUGCUCAUUCUGGUGUAAUUGCUCAAUCAAUAUUAAACCAACACCGCGGGAUCAUCCGUGUCCUGGGAGAGAGGCUAAUUGGUACAUUAACGCAAACCAUCGCCACCCUCCAUCCAGCGUUUAGUAUCGUGCUACGUCGUAAAAGCGAAUAAUAAAAUCGUAAGAAGAAAGAACGAAAGAAUGAUUGGAAACGGCACGCACUGUCAACACGAUCGUUGCAAAUAAAAGUGUUUGCGAACAUUAUUUAAAUUUAUUAAACACCAAGCAAAUACGUAUUUCUUUAACUGGGAUACAGGCCUCCUUAAAUAUGUUAUUAAAUCAUAAUAACCAAAGAAAAAUGUUCUAGAGAUUAUUCAAACUAUACUUCAAUAAAUAAUUACUUAAAAAGUA